Messenger RNA from Populus nigra (black poplar), 1389 nucleotides. RefSeq names its product zinc finger transcription factor YY1. The record is from RefSeq and is a predicted model, not a curated record. Gene Ontology annotation, cellular component: PcG protein complex; transcription regulator complex. The transcript is spliced from 6 exons. Lineage: Eukaryota; Viridiplantae; Streptophyta; Magnoliopsida; Malpighiales; Salicaceae. Bases 144 to 1289 code for a protein of 381 amino acids. Gene Ontology annotation, molecular function: RNA polymerase II cis-regulatory region sequence-specific DNA binding; DNA-binding transcription factor activity, RNA polymerase II-specific. Gene Ontology annotation, biological process: regulation of transcription by RNA polymerase II.
CAAGACUCGGCUUUCCUUGAGAAACAGGGACACGGUCGAAGCUCUAUCGUCCAUGCAUACUCCAUAUCUUCUCUCUAUCUCCUAAUCCCUAACCCUAACCCAAGAUUUAUUCAAAUUAUCUAUUGCUGCCAUUGAAGAAAAACAUGGAGGCUCAUCAUCAUCAUCAUCAUCAUCAGUUCACUCACAAUAUAUUUGAGAGACGCCCCAUUAUCAGAUCAAAGACUCCUGCUGUUAAAUGGUUCAAAGAAUGGGUGCCUCAGGAUGUGGUUGCAACUGGUGGAAGGUGUUCUCUUUUCAAAUGGGUAACAGAGAACCAAUUAAAUGCCUUGAAAGAGAAGGCAAAAGAGCCCCCAGCACCGGAGCCAGAACCAGAGCCUACUACUGAGGUUCUUUUCCUUUGCAGUUUUGAAGGGUGUGGUAAGACCUUUAUCGAUGCUGGUGCUUUGAGAAAGCAUUCUCAUAUACAUGGAGAGAGACAAUAUGUUUGUCACUAUGAGGGAUGCGGAAAGAAAUUUUUGGAUAGUUCCAAGUUGAAAAGACACUUUUUAAUUCAUACAGGGGAAAGAGAUUUCAUAUGUCCUCAUGAAGGCUGUGGUAAGGCAUUCUCCUUGGAUUUCAACCUGAGAUCUCACAUGAAAACACAUUCACAAGAAAACUAUCAUAUCUGUCCAUACCCAGAAUGUGGAAAGAGAUAUGCUCAUGAAUACAAGCUGAAGAACCACAUUGCAUCUCAUCAUGAAAAGAAUCCGACUCCAGAAGUGGUGAAAUAUGCUACACCUCCAGAGAGGAUACCUAAGAAUGCCAAGACUCCCCCAGGGGUUUAUGGCUCUGCAUCAUCAGAUCGACCAUACAUUUGCCCUUAUGAAGGGUGUGAAAAGGAUUACAUCCAUGAAUACAAGCUCAAACUCCAUCUGAGAAGAGAGCAUCCUGGCCACAUGGCAGAUGAGAAUGCUGAGAAUGCAACACCUAAUGCUGACAAUGAAUUGGAUGAAGCCAGUGAUCAAGAUGCUUAUGGUGGAAAGCGUGUGAAUGGGAAAAGUCAGAAACAGAGCAGGUCCAAGCCAAACUUGAAGAUGCCUCCUGUAAAAAUCAGACAACGGAAAGGCUCAAGUCCAUCUCCUGCCACAUUGAAUGUAGUGAAAAAACCUUGGACAAUUAAGGAUGAGACUUAUGAAGAAGAAGAAGAAGACAGUGAAGAAACCGAGGAAGAGGAUCGUGACAAUGCAGAGGAUGGAUGGAGGUAUGGAGGAAACGAGGAUGAUGAUGAAGAGACGGAGGAUGAAGACUAGGGCACUUUGCUAUCCUCUGGGGUUUGUGCUGCUUAUAGUAGUUCUAAAUAAAAAUAAAAAAAAUGCUAAAAUUUAAAUAAAUACAUAAUUUUUUGGCCCA